Molecule: messenger RNA, 617 nt
Organism: Dissoconium aciculare CBS 342.82
Lineage: Eukaryota; Fungi; Ascomycota; Dothideomycetes; Mycosphaerellales; Dissoconiaceae
Exons: 2
Coding region: 93-536 (147 amino acids)
Source: RefSeq, a predicted model, not a curated record
GAGAACUGCCGACGAACCAUGCUAUGCGCCUCCGUAAUCUAUCCAAGCCCACCCGUCCACAUCGGAGGAACCGAAAACCACUGCGGUCUACAAUGCCGGUCAUUCAGCAUUGGACACUUUCAUCUAUAACAUUCUGCAACACCUGUGUCAACGCGCUCCAGCAUAUCUGGGAUAUAGAUCGAGCUACCAUCCAUUCGUCUGCCGCUCCAAUUUCGAAUUGGGUUCAUCUCGCAGACGCUGUCGUCGGUUCCGUCCGCGUGCGAAAUCCAACCUCUCCGGUCGACCGCUUCGUACGGGCACAAUACGGAUCAGUCCGCACGCUCGCCAGUCUUCAUCGGUCGCUCAGAGGUAAUUUUACAGCUGUCCUUGGUUUUAUCUCAAUUAGACCUAGGUCGCACGAUCCCGAGCGCUGCCGCCGUCGACGUUCGAAUAUCGUUUUCGAAUCUCAGUUGCUGAGUCAUGCUGGCGGCCGAGAACUCCCAAAGAACCAUGCUAUGCGCCUCCGUAAUCUGGCUAACCACACCGAUCCACACUGAGGGUUCUAAAACCACUGUGGUCUACAGCGCUGGUUGUUCCGUCUGUAUAGUCAGUCCAUUUCGGUUCGCAUUCUGCGUAUG